CCGGCCAGUUACGUACUGACUUUAUUCACAGUCGUGCCGGAGUGCAUCGAUACAAUAACGAAACACGUGCCUCAUCGAAAUCAUAUUUGUGAAUUCUUUUCUUUUGAAAAAAAACGAUACGUGAGUGAAAUUCUGAUCCCUUGGCUUUCUUCACAAUAUGUUUUAUCUUCAGAUAGCAAUAAUUUGUAUGGCAAUAGUCCACGUAAUAUGCGACCUACCACCUGGGACAAGACGUAAUACAUAUCUGCCUCCUGAACCAACUAAGGGUUACAAUUAUGAAACGCCUUCGAUAGUAUUUUCAAAAUCAACAAUUCCAUUUAGUACUACACCAUCCAGUCAUACAUAUCCUAAACCAACCACAAAAUUUCCGACAUCGAGACCUUUCAAUGGUUAUCCACCUCCUACUAAACCUACUCCAGAAUUUCCUGACUCAACCAGACCUACUGGAACUACGAUACCAAAUAAUGGUGGUCACGAUCAUCAUCAUCAUGAACCAGGCAUGCCAUUUGACUUCAACUAUGCAGUGAAGGAAGACGCCUUUGGAAACGAUUAUUCCCACAACGCUAUAAGCGACGGUGACAUCGUCCGCGGGGAAUAUAGAGUUCAACUUCCUGAUGGAAGAUUGCAGAUUGUCCGCUAUACCGCCGAUUGGAAACAUGGGUUUAGCGCGCAGGUUUCCUAUGAUGGAAAUCCACGUUUCGACGUCUCUCGACCGCCCGGCAAUUUUGCAGGCUAUUAAGUUAUUAAUGUCCAGUUUAUGGUUGCGAACCAUGUUAAAAUGUUUGUCUUGCGGUUUUUAUUGUUGGUUUCCACGCCUCUGUGUUGUCUCUACGCCUCCAUUGAGCGUUGGAUCGUUCGUUUUCAGCAUAUCGAGUCAAUCGUGCCAAAAAAAAAGUUAUUAUGUGCAUAAUUUUUUUAAUAAUUUUAAUAAUUUUUUUUUUAAA
This is a messenger RNA of Apis dorsata (giant honeybee), 944 nucleotides long. RefSeq names its product pro-resilin (gene Cpr50Cb). NCBI's taxonomy places the organism in Eukaryota, Metazoa, Arthropoda, Insecta, Hymenoptera, Apidae. The transcript is spliced from 4 exons. The record is from RefSeq and is a predicted model, not a curated record. Gene Ontology annotation, cellular component: extracellular matrix. Bases 158 to 739 code for a protein of 193 amino acids.